UGUUAUUGAUAUCAAGUUUGCUCUCAGCCAGUCAGAUGCCAUGAUUUCAGUAGCUUAUAACAGUAGCUUGUGACUUGUUAUUGAUGUCAAGAUUUAUGAAACAGGACUCUGAUCCAGUAAUGUCCCCUUAAUAAUAUAAUUACAUCAACUGCCUUUUUAUUUCAGAGCUACAUUCAACAAUGAAGUCAUUACUAGGGAGAAUUUUUCAAUUUCCCUUUUAGAAUUCGGUGCUUGUUUUACUUUCAACUUGGGCGCUGCCAAUCGUUUGAAAGUUCACGCACCAGGAAUAUCUCACGGAUUGCAAGUGGUUCUAGACACCAGACAGUGGGACUACUUCUAUGCGACAUCAUCGGUAGGCUCGGCAGGUUCAGCUGGUUUUCAGAUCCAGGCAUAUGACAGUAACACGAGCAGUGCACAGGUCAAUGAAUACGGGAUUGCUGUAGGACCGGGAACGAGGACUCUCAUUGGUCUUACACUUUUUGAGACCCGGAAUUUAGCCCCUCCUUAUGGUGACUGUGGUGAGAAGACCUUGAAGUAUCACGAUGUUUACCGAGUUAGUUCGUGUCGUCUCGAGUGUAAAACCGACUACGUGAUCGGAAUGUGUGGAUGCCGAGCUCCCUAUAUGCCUGGACCUGGUAGAGAGUGCAGCCCACCGGAAAUCAUAUGUGUUCGAGAUGCUAUGGAUGUCUACGGCAGAAACUCGAGCCAAACGUGUCUAUGUCCCGUACCAUGUCACACAGUAAGGUAUGCCGCCACUAUCUCGCAAGCCAAAUUUCCUUCAGAUUUCUACAGCCAAGUCCUAGCAGCUCAGCUCUCAGCGAAUCCCAAUCUAAAUGUGGACGCAGACUACUUCAGCAACAACUUGUGUCUCAUCAAUAUAUUUUUCAACGAGCUUAUCCGUCAAACGACGACACAACAAGAGGCAUAUCUGUUCGUCAGUCUACUCAGUGACAUCGGAGGCUCUUUAGGUAUGUGGAUGGGAGCAAGCAUUCUAACAGUCGUUGAAAUCUUUGAUAUCAUGGGUUAUUCUCUAUUCAGGACCAGAGCGCCACGAUCCAAUCACAUGGUAUAAGCCAGGGCCCGCUCGCUCGCAAAUAAAAUAUUAAUAUCAUCACACCCAGGUCCCCUCUUUUCCCAGAAAGUGCCCCCUUUUGUUGGUGCCCCCCCCCCCCCCCCACUUUGAAUGACGCUCCGCCGCCCCUGGAAUGCUUAAACCGCUCUACCUGAUCAUAAAUACUUUAGCCUCCCCCCCCCCCCCCUACCAUCGCGCAUAUGGUUUUAUUCUCUACUCUAGACCAGAACAUCAUGAUCAAACCCAUUGGACAUAGGCAUGGACAGGUCUCUCACCC
Strongylocentrotus purpuratus (purple sea urchin) is the source of this 1349-nucleotide messenger RNA. RefSeq names its product acid-sensing ion channel 4-A. Gene Ontology annotation, biological process: sodium ion transmembrane transport. The coding region runs from base 599 to 1072 and encodes 157 amino acids. The transcript is spliced from 7 exons. The record is from RefSeq and is a predicted model, not a curated record. Gene Ontology annotation, cellular component: membrane. NCBI's taxonomy places the organism in Eukaryota, Metazoa, Echinodermata, Echinoidea, Camarodonta, Strongylocentrotidae. Gene Ontology annotation, molecular function: ligand-gated sodium channel activity.